CCACAAAGUGGCCUGAACACAGAGAUCAAUUAGCUUCUUUGAGGUGAGAUCAAAGCGUGGGGGCCCCAUGUCCAGGCAUGAAGGCCAAUUAAACCUGAGCAGAAGGAUGCUGUUCCCCAUGGACCACUCACCGCUGGACACAUGCCACGGGUUACUACACAAUAUACUAUAAAAGCGUCACAAAUCUGCAUACUUAUCAUUUAAUAUUUCACCUUCUUUUGGAGACUGGAAAUUCUCCUUCUUUACUUAUUGCAUGAAUCAUAGCGACGACGCGAGGCGAUAAAAGAGAGAAACCGAGUGUGGGUAGAGGAGUGAGGGAGCGUGAGAGUGAAGUCGGAAGAGGAAACAUCGAGUCUCAGUCCACAGACAGGUGCAGUGACCCUAUCCACCUCUGGAGGUGCCACUUGCGUUUUAUGGGACAUUUAUGGUAGGCCAGCGCUUUUUACCACGGCCACCUGGAUGCAAUAAGAGCGCAGCUCCUGAGUCUGCUUGUAGGAAACUCUCAGGGGCUCCCGCGGGAGGCAGGCCCUGUUAAGAUGUUUAUGAUUCAAAAAGUGGUCCAGGGGGAAAACACUGACAACUACAGAGAGGGAUUUUGUGGAGGGAGCUUGUUUUCUUGUUACUCCCAACACUCCCCCAGAGAGCUGUUUUCCCUCCUCUUUUCCUGAGUAAACCCAUGGGGCGCACAGGAUUGAUUUAAACGUUUUUUAAACUCUGCUUAAUUGCGUUCGGGGUGAUUUGAUGACCGCUCGGUUGGUUUUAGCCUUUGUUUCGUAUAUGCCAGUCGCAUUUGUUAGGUCUAGUUUAUUUCGUUCAGAAAAUCUGAAUGAACUACAAGAAAUGAAUCGGCUAGAUUCCACUAAAGGUUUGUAAAUGAAAGUGCAGUGACACAAGUCCCCCGUGUCCAGAUGGGCUGCUCUAAUAACUUCAUUAGGAUCGACAUACUUCCUGUUCAUUGAUAUAUAGGUCUGUGCUCAGACCCUGUAGCUUAAAUCAUACACUUUGUGGCAAAUACCUUAUUUUAGCGUAAUUUAUUUAAUGGUAUUAUUUAUUAUUUUGUUUUAAAAUACAUAAUUUUUAAUCUUAUUAUGCUUCGAAUUAUUAUUAUGCUCAAAUGAUAAUUAUUUUCAUAUUUAUCCCCAUCUAAACGAUAAGCAUUAUUCAUUUUUAAAGUUCUUAAAUUGAAAUGCUGUGGAAAAACCUUAUUAUAUUAUCUAAUGUUUUAUCAUAAUUUUAAAUAUUACUUAUAUAUAGUGUUAUUAUACAUUAUAUUAUAUGUAUAAUAUAUAGGUUAAUAUAUAGGAUUAUUCUCUGUUUCCUGAAGUGUUGAAUCUGUCAGACCUAGGCUAUUUAAAAUAGUCAAUUAGACACCUGGAAACUACAUAAGACUGAGAACUUCACAGCUCUAAUGCCGCAGGUCUGUUCUUUUCUAGGCUGUAACCCAUCUUCCAUGCUGACCUUUGAUGAGGGAGACCACAGCAAUAAAUCCUGCGCAGAAUCCACUCACACCUUCAUGUUUCAGCCCACUAACUACAUUUGACCAUUCAGGGGGUUCAAAACUGCAGGCUCUAAUAGCCAAGCGGAUGGACCAGUAAAUGAUGGCCAGGACACGGCUGCAAAUCUGAAGACUUUAAACCAAAGCUGCUUUUCUACCCUCGCGCUUCUUGACUUCAUCUAUACCGUGCUGGCCACGUAUUAAUAUUCAAAAUGAACUUAACGUUCACACAUCUGAUAACGGCCUCUUCAUCUCAGCAUUCGUUUCUGAUUCCUGUUGAAUUCGAGUAUAUUUACAUUUUGCUGUUCCAGUACAAAGCAGAGAUCGGCAGCUCCGCUCCAGGUCAUUAUUUAUCGGUGAUCUUAAACACACGGGGAAAGGAUCAGCGUUUGGACCGGUUUCAGUGCUCUGAAAGUCAUUUUUUGCUCUCGUGGGAUACAUGGAGACCCCCAGACGCUGCGCAGAUCUUCAUCUCCAGAUCCAGCCAGCUGAGGAACAUCUGGAGCAACCCACACUCAGACGCAGACAUGGAGAGCUGUGCUGCCUGGACGCGAGGGGGAGCACACUUCUAGUUUAGGCGCAAGAACGGCCCUCGGGUUCCAGUUUCACUACUAAGGAUGUUCAGUGAACCUCAAUCAAGGUCCCGAGUCAAUAGGACGGCGCUUUCUUGCCGGUAACAGCGGGGAUAUUUAAAGAUGUUGGACGGUAUAAAAAUCGAAGACCAUCCGCUGCGCUCGGGACAGGCUACGCUUGGAGUUAUGCUGGGGACGGAGUGCCAUCACCAGGCGGUGUGUGAGGGGUGCCAGCGGCCGAUAUCCGACCGCUUUCUGAUGCGCGUCAACGAGUCUUCAUGGCACGAGGAGUGUUUGCAAUGCGCCGUGUGUCAACAACCGCUCACCACCAGCUGCUACUUCCGGGAGAGGAAACUUUACUGCAAACACGACUACCAACAGUUAUUUGCGACCAAAUGCAGCGGCUGCCUGGAGAAAAUCGCCCCCACAGAGUUUGUGAUGCGGGCGCUCGAGUGCGUGUACCACCUUAACUGCUUCUGUUGCUGUGUAUGUGACCGACAGCUGAGGAAAGGGGAUGAGUUCGUCCUGAAGGACGGACAGCUGCUGUGCAAGAACGACUAUGAGAGGGAGAAAGACCUCCUGGGCUCUGUCAGCCCCGAUGACUCAGAUUCAGAGAAAAGCGAAGAUGAAGAGUUGGAUAUCAAGCCGGAAAAGGGUUCAGGAGGAACUGGGAAGGGAGAUGAUGGGAAAGACCCAAGAAGACCCAAACGACCGCGUACCAUCCUUACCACGCAGCAGAGACGUGCGUUCAAGGCAUCCUUUGAGGUUUCUUCCAAACCAUGCCGGAAGGUAAGAGAGACGCUGGCUGCAGAGACAGGCUUGAGUGUUCGCGUGGUUCAAGUGUGGUUCCAGAACCAAAGAGCUAAGAUGAAGAAGUUGGCGCGGAGACAGCAGCAGCAACAGGAGCAGCAGAACUCCCAAAGGCUGGGCCAAGAGGUGAUGUCCAAUCGAAUGGAGGGAAUGAUGAACUCCUAUACACCAUUGGCUCCCGCCCAACAACAGAUGGUUGCUAUGGAGAACGGUUACAGCACCGACCCUUUCCAGCAGGGCCUCACUCCUCCUCAAAUGCCCGGUGACCACAUGAACCCAUAUGGAAACGACUCGAUAUUCCACGACAUUGACAGUGACACUUCAUUGACCAGCCUUAGUGACUGCUUCAUGGCCUCGUCCGAGGCGGGCUCAAUGCAAGCGAGAGUCGGGAACCCCAUCGACCGGCUCUAUUCCAUGCAGAGCUCCUACUUUGCUUCAUGAAAACCUAAACAGACAAGAAAAGGCAAAAGUGGGUCACUUCGCUGCAGCUCACUAGUCAGACGCCGCCUAUCAAGGAAAUACAACAGAAUCGUCGACAAAGCUCAAAGACGAAACAUCUUAGAUAGACAAACAGGCAAAAACAGGAAAGACAAGUGAACUUGAAGACUUACGUCCUUAUUUCUCUGCAGUGAAGCUCCAGCUCUGGAUGCCCUGAGGCACCUGAGGCUGACUUUUUUUUUUUUUCUAGAUACUUGUAGAUUGUUUGUACAUGACUUUCUCAGAAGUAGCAUUUCAUCUUAUCCUCAUCGACUUAAAAGAGUACUGACUUGAAGCAUCAAGCCUCGACUUAUGAUUUCCUGCCGGGAGAGGCGGAAGAUCACGACUCAAAGCUCAUAAUGCAUGAAUCCAUAUCUUUGUGAUUGUUACGUUACAAAAAAGAAAAAAACCAAAAUGAAAAAAAAAAACUUGUGUUGUUCAGAUGUUAAAAAUGUGAUGUUCGGACUCAUAAUUUCUUCUUUUUCAUUAUGUUCAGCAUUGCAUUUUUAUCACUUUGAUAGGUUAGCCCUCUGAAAGACCAUGUAGAAAAGCUUAGAGGGGGAGAUAUGUAUAGUGUAUCUGCAUUCGUAAGUAUGUUAGUGUGUGUGAGUGUGUGUA
Puntigrus tetrazona (Sumatra barb) is the source of this 3972-nucleotide messenger RNA. RefSeq names its product LIM/homeobox protein LMX-1.2. NCBI's taxonomy places the organism in Eukaryota, Metazoa, Chordata, Actinopteri, Cypriniformes, Cyprinidae. The coding region runs from base 2191 to 3318 and encodes 375 amino acids. The record is from RefSeq and is a predicted model, not a curated record. Gene Ontology annotation, cellular component: nucleus. Gene Ontology annotation, biological process: regulation of transcription by RNA polymerase II; neuron differentiation. The transcript is spliced from 11 exons. Gene Ontology annotation, molecular function: RNA polymerase II transcription regulatory region sequence-specific DNA binding; DNA-binding transcription factor activity, RNA polymerase II-specific.